AUGACAAGCAACUCCAAUAACAGCAUUCUGGAUGUCAAGGUUUCCUCAACCCCUCUUCUGUCGUCACCGAUCCAGCAACGUCUGGUCACCAAAGACGGACGCUGCACCCUUCGCCCUCCGCUGUGUCCCUCUAGCUCGUGGCUGGGAGCGCCGAACCGUGCCUGGCUGUUAGCCCUGCAUGACAUGUGGGGACAGUUAGUAGGUCUGCGCUGGAGAUGGGUCCUCUUGGCCUUCUGUGCAUCCUUCAUCGCUCAUUGGCUGCUGUUUGCUUGUCUUUGGUACCUGCUGGCACAUGUCAACGGAGACCUCGAGGUGCCGGAUCAUGACGCGCCCCCAAAAGGGCACGUGGUUUGUGUGAAGCACAUUACCAGCUUCACUGCCGCGUUCUCAUUUUCCCUCGAGACGCAGCUCACUAUUGGCUACGGCACCAUGUUCCCCAGUGGCGACUGUCCCAGUGCUAUAGCUCUGCUGGCUGUGCAGAUGCUGCUGGGACUCAUGCUAGAGGCUUUCAUCACAGGUGCGUUUGUGGCCAAGAUCUCUUGUCCUCAAAAGCGAGCAGCAGGCAUCCAGUUCAGCCAUCAGGGCGUGGUGGGCCAGCACCAGGGUCAGACUUGCCUCAUGUUAAGAGCCACUAACCUGCUGAGGCGCCCUCUGGUGGACGUGAAAGUGAGUGCUGUGCUCUAUGAGGCGCACGAAGGUCAACCCUUGCAUCAAACCUCUCUGGACUUCUAUGUGGAUCAUCUGGGCCAACAUCCUUGCCCCUUCUUCAUCUUCCCACUAACUUUUUACCAUCCCCUGGACUGCCGUAGCCCCCUCUACUCUGUCCUGCGUGAAGGUACAUCGAAUCACUUUGAGCUGGUGGUGUUCCUGUCAGCCUCACAGGAGGGAACAGGCGACACCUGCCAGAAGAGGACCUCCUACCUUCGCCAGGAAAUCCAGUUUGACCGUUGUUUUAUGCCUGCCUUGGCGCUGGAUGCCUGCGGAAGGUAUGUAGUGAGCAACCAUCACUUUGACACUAUGCACUCUAAGGACCCUUUGGACAAGGACUGUGUUGUGCAAAUGAAUGGUGAUGGGAACGACAGGAUGGAGUGA
Nerophis lumbriciformis (worm pipefish) is the source of this 1092-nucleotide messenger RNA. NCBI's taxonomy places the organism in Eukaryota, Metazoa, Chordata, Actinopteri, Syngnathiformes, Syngnathidae. The record is from RefSeq and is a predicted model, not a curated record.